AUGGAGACAUCUGAAGACUUCAGCAACCUAUAUGUCAGAGUGACUCCUAGACUCCUAGCCGAGCUGCAGGAGUUAGAGCCCCGAGUGCUGCGGAGACGCUUGUCUCAGGCCCGGCAUCGUGCAACGCUAGCCAGACUCUUCAACAACCUUAGGAAAACAGUUUUUUCUCCAUCCGAUAGUACAGCUUCAAAGUGGCAGGUUUUGCGGAAGGCAAAGAAUCACAUUCAGGAACUGGAGCAAACAUUGGAUCAUUUGCUGAAGAUGAAAGAAUCCUUCAACCUGGAGGAUGGAAAUGCAUCCACUUUAGAGGAAGUCAAAGAAGAAUAUGCCAGGAUGUACUCCAACAAUCACAGCAUGAUGUCAGAAGCCACAGGUGAGAAUGGUUCAACAAUCUGGUAUCUGAUUCAAGAGUUUGACGGAGAAGCUGUGGAGGAGGAAGAAGAAGGGAGAAGGGGCGAACUGUCCCACUCAUCCCCUGUCACCUCAUCUCCUGACUUGAUGGAAUUUGAACGAUAUCUCUAUUUCUACAAGCAGUCAGUGGACCUUCUGAUCCAGAAUGGAGUUAUCUCCCCUGAGCAGGUGACCCUGCCCAUCGUCUCUAUGGCUAUCUCCCAUCUGUGGCAAGAGCUUCCAGAAGAGAAGAGAGGGAGCAUCCUCCAGGCCUGCAUCCAGAGACAGAGUGCCCUUGUAAACGCAGAGGCCCCCUGCCAGGAGCCCCCACGUGCCGCUGAGGACAGUGUGAAGAACAGCAGCGUUGGCAGCGAAGAGGCCAAUGGAUCCCUGGUCUCCACUCCGGAGGAGAUCCUUUUUGAAGAUGCGUUUGAUGUGGCCACAGGUGUGUCCAGCCCCAGUUCAGUGUUUGCAGGUUGCAGCUCAGAAAAUCCAGAGGAAAACAAUCAUCUCUAUGUGCAGAUCGUCAGUUUCUUAAAGGGCCUUUUCUGUGCUAACACACAGUUGCCACAGGAAGCAGCCAUCCCACUUGAUGAUGAGACAGUGAUGCUAAGAUGCACUGAGACCUUUGAUGAUGAAGACUUAUGAGAGAGG
Messenger RNA from Trichosurus vulpecula (common brushtail), 1044 nucleotides. It is a transcript of the gene STRA8, whose product is annotated as stimulated by retinoic acid 8. Lineage: Eukaryota; Metazoa; Chordata; Mammalia; Diprotodontia; Phalangeridae. The record is from RefSeq and is a predicted model, not a curated record. Gene Ontology annotation, biological process: cellular response to retinoic acid; meiotic cell cycle. The transcript is spliced from 8 exons. Gene Ontology annotation, molecular function: protein dimerization activity. Bases 1 to 1038 code for a protein of 345 amino acids.